This is a messenger RNA of Monopterus albus (swamp eel), 8353 nucleotides long. It is a transcript of the gene thsd7aa, whose product is annotated as thrombospondin, type I, domain containing 7Aa. Bases 281 to 5524 code for a protein of 1747 amino acids. The transcript has 28 exons. The record is from RefSeq and is a predicted model, not a curated record. Gene Ontology annotation, biological process: actin cytoskeleton organization. Lineage: Eukaryota; Metazoa; Chordata; Actinopteri; Synbranchiformes; Synbranchidae. Gene Ontology annotation, cellular component: plasma membrane.
GCAGCAGCAGGCUGCGCUUUGGGAUCUAUUGUUCCCUGUUUUAUUAUUUCCAGACCUCUUUCUCUCUCAUUAAGGUGCCAAGAGAGAAAACAAAACGGAGACGAAGAGAAGAGCAGGAGGACACCCCAGCCCCGUUCUCCUGGAAUUACUUCUUGGUUGAACUGGUGUGGAAAAAAACCCAGCAGAAAACACACGUCAGCCCAGCUUUCUACCUCGUAGCCACACUUGUUUUUUUCCUCCUGACUGCUUUGGGAACUACAGUAGGCUACUUGUGGUGGCCAUGGGGCUCAGAGCUGUGGGGAUGCUGGGGGUCUCUCGUGAUGCACCGAUCCUCUCUCUGUGGAUGUUAGCACUGCUCUUUUUCUCCAUCUGGGAGCUGGAUGCACAAACCGCAGUGGAAACUAAACCACUAUACAUCUGGCAAACAGGUCCAUGGGGCCGUUGCAUGGGCAGUGAGUGUGGUCCUGGAGGCAGCCAGAGCAGGGCGGUUUGGUGUGCCCAUUCUGAAGGCUGGACCACCCUGCACACCAAUUGCAAACAGACAGAACGGCCAGACAACCAGCAGAGUUGCUUUAGAGUGUGUGACUGGCACAAGGAUCUGUACGACUGGCAGCUGGGUGCCUGGAACCAGUGUGUCCCUGUGUCAGUGCGCAGUGCUGGGGUGCAGCGCCCUAAUGUGUGCACCCGGGGAGAGGAGGGCAUCCAGACCCGUGAGGUGGGCUGUGUCCAGAAAGCAAAUAGCCAGCUCACAGAUGAUGCAAUCUGUGAAUACUUUGAGCCUAAACCACGACUAGAGCAGGCCUGUCUAAUCCCCUGUCCUCAGGACUGUGUGGUGUCUGAGUUCAGCCCGUGGACUCCAUGUUCUAAAACCUGCGGGACUGGCUUACAGAACCGGAUCCGCUUUGUUCUCGCUCCACCAUUGUUUGGUGGGGCAGCCUGCCCAAACCUGACUGAGUUUCAGACAUGUCAGCCCGGACCCUGUGAGGGAGAGGAGAGCCUCUACAGCCUCAGGGUGGGACCCUGGGGGCCUUGCUCUGUCCCACUGCCAAGGCAAGCCAGACAUGCUGACAAGCCUCCCAGAGAGAAUGACAAGCCAUUCCGGGAAAGUGCUAAGCAUUCCAAAGAGGGUGACAAACCGUCCAGAGAGGACAAGAAACAGUCAAAAGGUGAGGGCAAACAGAUCAGGGAGGGUGAGAAAGGGCACACCAAAGGAGACCAUCAGUCUAAAGAGGGUGAGAAACUAUCCAGAAAAGGUGAAAAAACAUCCAGACCCAACAGAAAAUUGAUUAAGGCAAACAGAAAACCAGACAGGCCAUCCCGACAGGCAGAUAGGCCAAAACAACAGAAAAAGACUAAAAACAAGGAGAAAAGGGAGAAAAUGAGAGUGAAGGUUCGAGACAGGUUAAGAGAGAGGAGCGAGGCAAAGGACCCUGAGACAAGAGAGCUCCUCAAGAAGAAGAGGAACAGGAACCAUCAGAACCGCCUGGGAGGAAAGUUCUGGGACCUGCAGGUCGGUUAUCAGACCAGAGAAGUGACCUGUGUCCACAAGAGUGGGAAUGUUGAAGCCCUCAGCCUGUGCUCACAGGAGACACUGCCAGUGACCUUCCAGGCCUGCGUAUUGACCAAAGACUGUGAUGUGACUGAAUGGUCUGAAUGGUCAGCUUGCUCCAAGCAGUGCUAUGAUCCCAACGGGCCUAGGGGGCAACGCACUCGUGCCAGAAAAGUGGGCCAGUUCCCCAUCGGUGGAGGGAGUGAUUGUCCAGAGCUGGAGGAGGAGGAGCCCUGCAGCCCCCAAAAAGAUGGAGUGCCAUCCUGUAUUGUUUACAGCUGGAAGACCACAGAAUGGACAGAAUGCAGGGUGGAUGUGCUGCUGAGCCAACAGGACCGUCGGCGUGGAAACCAGACAGGGUUGUGUGGAGGUGGGAUUCAGACUCGAGAGGUCUACUGUGUCCAAACCAGCGCUGAUACACCGACCAACCUCAGCUUGCUGAAGAGCAAGGAUGUAUUGCGACCAGUGAACAGUGAUCUGUGUCUGGGCAUCCCCCCAAACACCACCCAGCUCUGCCAUUUUGGCUGUCCUGUAGAGUGUGAGGUGUCAUCGUGGAGUGCCUGGGGACCCUGUACCUAUGAAAACUGUCAGGAUCAGGCAGCCAAGAAAGGCUUCAAACUGAGGAAGAGGAAGCUUGUCAGUGAGCCGAAGGGCUGGACGGGGAACUGUCCCCAUUUGAUGGAGGCAAUACCAUGUGAAGAACCCAGCUGCUAUGACUGGUUGGUGGUCAAACUAGAGGAGUGUAUUCCCGAUAAUGAAAAGGAAUGUGGACCAGGAACUCAGAAUCCUCAAGUGCAGUGUGUCAACAGUGACGGUGAAUAUGUGGAGAGGCAGCUGUGCCGUGACGCCAUCCUGCCCAUGCCUGCUAUCUGUGAGGUGCCUUGCCCAAAAGACUGUGCUUUGAGUCCCUGGACCCCCUGGUCGCUCUGCUCCCAUACCUGCUCUGGAAAAAACACAGAAGGCAAAGAGAGCAGGGCUCGCUCCAUUCUCGCCUAUAAUGCUGGAGAAGGAGGAGUUCUAUGCCCCAACAUCAGUGCCCUGCAGGAAGUAAGGAACUGCAAUGACCAUCCCUGCACUGUGUACCACUGGCAAACUGGCCCAUGGGGCCAGUGUAUAGAGGACUCUUCCAUUCUGACCACCAACAUGUCUGUGGGCCAGCCAUACGGAGACAGUGCAGCCUGCUCAGUUGGGAUGCAAACACGCAAGGUCAUCUGUGUCCGAGUCAAUGUGGGCCAGGUUCCUCCCAAAAAGUGUCCAGAGAGUCUACGUCCAGAUACAGUAAGACCCUGCUUUCUGCCAUGCAAGAGAGACUGUAUCGUCACCCCAUACAGCGACUGGAGCUACUGCCCAUCAGCAUGUCAAGCAGGUGGUAACACUAAGAGGAAGCAGUACAGGAAACGUAUCAUUAUCCAGUUACCAGCCAAUGGGGGACAGGACUGUCCUGAAGUGCUGAGCCAGGAAAGAGAGUGCGACACUCCUUCUGUCUGUCAAGGAUACAGAUGGAAAACACACAAAUGGCGUCGAUGCCAGCUAGUUCCAUGGUCUGUGCGUCAGGACAGCCCUGGAGCUCAGGAGACGUGUGGUCCGGGGCUGCAGGUUCGAGCCAUUUCGUGUCGGAAAGAGGAUGGUGGGCAGGCAGACCUUGAAGCCUGUCUUAAGUUUGCCGGCUUCAUGCCGCCUCUCACCCAGCCCUGCCAGUUGCCCUGCCAGGAAGACUGUCAACUCAGCAGCUGGUCCAAGUUCUCUCUUUGCACCGCUGACUGUGUGGGCAUCAGGGCCCGCAAGAGGAUGCUACUGGGUAAAAAAACGCGAUGUGAUCAGUGUAAAAACCACCAGAUGUAUCCCCUGAGUGAGACCCAGUACUGCCCAUGUAACAAAUACAAUGCCCAGCCUGUGGGCAACUGGUCGGACUGUAUCCUACCUGAGGGCGGCCGCAUUGAGGGUCAACUGGGCAUGAAGGUUCAAGGAGACAUCAAGGAGUGUGGGCAAGGAUAUCGUUACCAGGCCAUGGUAUGCUAUGACCAGGACAACCGCAUAGUGGAGACAUCUCGCUGCAACAGCCAUGGAUAUAUAGAAGAGGCUUGCAUCAUCCCCUGUCCAUCUGACUGCAAAUUGAGUGAAUGGUCCAACUGGUCACGCUGCAGCAAAUCCUGCGGUAGUGGAGUCAAAGUCCGCUCCAAGUGGCUGAGAGAAAAACCCUACAAUGGUGGGAGACCAUGUCCUAAACUGGACCAUGUGAACCAGGCCCAGGUGUAUGAAGUGGUGCCUUGCCUCAGUGACUGUGGACAAUACAUCUGGGUGGCAGAUCCCUGGAGUGUAUGGAAGGUCAGCAAUGUGGGCCUGAAAGAUAACUGUGGUGAAGGUGUUCAGACCAGGAAAGUCAGGUGUAUGCUGAACACUAUAGAUGGGCCCUCCGAGCAAGUGGAGGACUACCUGUGUGACCCAGAAGAGAUGCCUCUGGGGGCUCGCAACAGCCGGCUGCCCUGCCCAGAGCACUGUGUGUUAUCAGACUGGGGAACCUGGAGCCCAUGUGCACUCCCAUGCAGGGGGAACAGUACCCGGGAGCGGAGUGCUUACACGCUCCGCCAGCCUGGAGAGGGCAAGGAGUGUCCUCUGACUAAAGAGACAGAGCCCUGCAAACUGAACAGCAACUGCUUUCACUUCUCCUACAACAUCACUGAUUGGAGUACCUGUCAGCUGAGUGACAGAGCGGUGUGUGGAAAUGGCAUCAAAACCCGCAUGCUGGACUGUGUGCGUAGUGACAGCAAAUCUGUUGAUCUCAAAUUCUGCAAAGAGCUGGGUCUGGAAAGGAAGUGGCAGAUGAAUGCUUCUUGCAUGGUGGAGUGCCCAGUCAACUGUCAGCUGUCAGACUGGUCAUCAUGGUCUGAGUGCACUCACACCUGUGGACUUGCAGGCAAGCUGGGGAGGAGACGGACAGUGAUCCAGGCUCCUCAGGGUGACGGGAGGCCAUGUCCGUCCCAGAUGGAGCAGUGGAAGCCCUGCCUAGUGAAACCCUGCUACAGCUGGAGAUAUAGCAUGUGGUCUGAAUGCAAGUCUGAGGGGGCGAGAUGUGGAGAAGGCCUGCGCUUCAGGAACGUGUCAUGCUUUGUUGCUGAUGGUUUGGGUCAUCACAGUAGCCUGGUGGAUGAUGAACUGUGUGGAGAUCUGGAGCCUUCAGUGGACGGAUAUCCACACAUUGUUCUGAAGGAGCCCUGUAUUGUACCCUGUCCAGGAGAGUGUUACCUGACUGACUGGACUGUUUGGAGUCCAUGCCAGUUAAGCUGUGUGGGUGGGAAUGACCUGGGUUUUGGCUCAGUCCAAGUCCGAUCCAGAGCUGUGGUGGCCCAGGAUCCAGAGAACCUGCUGCAAUGUCCAGAACAGGAGUUGGAGGCACGUCCAUGUACAGAGGGCCAGUGUUUUGAAUACAAGUGGCGCACUGGACCAUGGAGAGGUUCAUCUCGCCAAGUCUGGUGUCAGCGUUCAGAUGGAGUAAAUGUCACCGGGGGGUGCCUGACAACAGCCAAGCCGAUGUCUGACCGAUCCUGUGACCCACCCUGCACCAAGCCACGUUCCCUGUGCACAGAGGCGGGUGUAUGUGGCUGUGAAGAGGGCUACACUGAAGUGAUGACAUCUGACGGCCUGCUGGACCAAUGUACUGUCAUCCCCGUGCUGGAGAUCCCCACUGCAGGUGACAACAAGGCUGAUGUGAAGACCAUCCGAGCCUUUAACCCCACGCAGCCUGCAGCCAGCACUCCAGGCAGAGUGGGACGCACCUGGUUCCUGCAGCCUUUCAGUCCAGAUGGGAAGCUGAAGACCUGGGUGUAUGGAGUAGCAGCAGGAGCAUUUGUACUGCUCGUCUUUAUAAUCUCCAUGACAUACUUAGCAUGCAAAAAACCAAAGAAACCACAGCGGCGGCAGAUGAACAACAGACUGAAGCCACUGACUCUGGCAUAUGACGGAGAUGCCGACAUGUAGAAGUCUUCCUGCUGCCCUAUAGACGCACCCUAAUGCAGGGCACACAGGGUUUGCUAGGGAAACCCCUUGAUGUCAGGGCUGCCACUGGGCAUUGUUCAACCAACACGAAGACACCCUGAGAAGGUGAUUCUGACUGAAAAAGAAACCUCAGAGAUCAACACACGGAAUCCUUGUGCGCUAGCAGCUUUGAUGUUCCUGUCCUGUUUUUUAAAUUCCCAUUUUCAUACUUUGUUUCACAAGAGCCUUCAUGAAUUCAUUCACUUCUUCUGGAAGUUUGCCUCACUUCACUGGAGAAGAUCCCCCAAAAGUGAUUUUGAUCUCAAAGCACAAUAUUCAUUUUAUUCAUUUUGUCACAGCUUAGUAGGAGAUUUCUAUAGGACAUUUGUUAUUCUUUGUCUCAUCAAGAACAUUCAUAUCCCUCUGUGUUAUUAUGGCCUUGGUCCAUCUCACAGGAAAAGCUAAGACCAGAGGGGGAAAAGUCAUAAAUCCCACCAUCACUUCUGCCUCCUCCUCCCUUUUCGGGUUUUCAGACAUAAUUUUGCACUAUAUUAGUGCAGCAUGAUAUGUACUUAUGUCUAGCUUUGCCACAGGAAACUGCCUCUCUCAAUACAAGAUGAUGUACAGUCUUGUGCUAGAAGUGUAAAAAGGUAGACUUUUUUGCAAACAGAACUCACCAAUGUUUGUUAAGAUGUUUCUUCUAUUACCUCUUGUAUGUGAUACGGUGGGACUCGGUGUAAAUAUUUUUUUUCCUGUGGUCUCAACUUUACCUUUCUAGUGUGUACAGCUACACGUCCAAACUCUGCUUAAUUAUUUAUUCUCUGAAGAUUUUUUUUUACUACGGUUUUACAUCAUGAUUUCUACUUUUGUAAAUUAUUGAUAUACAUUGAGAUGUACAUACAUUAUAAUCCGUUCAGACAGAUAGAAAGAAACUUCUUCCAUUUUGGAACCUUUUGGCUGUGACAUGGAAAGAAGAAAAGAUGACCGAAUACAAACAUUUAAGGUAUUAAUGGAUCAUUUUAACUCCUGGUAUUUAGGUGUAUGAGGAUCAUUAGGGCCUGCAACAUUUGAUUGGGGAGAUUAAUCUAGGAAGACUGAAUCAGAAGUCAAAGUUUAAAGUUAAAAUUUUAAUUAAAAAAAUCAGACCACUACAAAAAGCACCAGUAGUUCAAGAUCACUCCAUGCUAAAUUUGAUUGACUUAAAUCUCAAAGUUGUAUCUUUUUGCAUCUACAACAAACAUGCUUUCUCAGUCCGCUUCAAACUACAAUGUAUUUAUCACUCGAUCGUGUUUAGAGGCAAGUGUUAAAACCCACAUAUUCUGAAUGGCUGCACUGUGUCGUUGUAGCUUAGUCAUGGUUCUCAGUUGCUCACAUGAAAAUUGACAGAAGUAGUUCUUCAAGAAUAAGGGCAGUAAUUUUUUCUAAAAAUCAACGGUCUUACCUUUGACACCUGCAUACAUUGUAGUACUUGUCAGAUGGUCAGAGCUUUGGAAACCUCCUCCCUUUACACCUUUCUAAUGUGUGGGUAACAGGGUUGUAUCCAACUGUUUCUGAUACAGUCUGACAUUCACACCCAAUGUACACAGUGACUGGUGGAGGUAAGAUAAAAAGGUGGGGUUUAACUUCUCAAUCCUCUCUCUUCACUUUUCACAUUUACAACAAAGUACAAUGAUGUGAAUGUAGGGGUGCAUCAAUACCAGUAUCGGGUCCGAUACCACCCUCUAGUACUUGUUUUCAUACUUGUAAAAGUUGUCCUAUACUAUGCACCAAUGCUGUACCAUUUAAGGGCAACAUUAUGUUAACCUCACUUUCAUUAUGCGGAGAAGAAGAAAUUUCAGUGGUACAGUAAGUGACAAUGACAAAAGUAAUGCCAACUGUGUAUGUUUUGUAGUAGGCUACAGAUAUGCAAUCAGUUACAUGUAGGAUAUUUUAUUUAAUCAAAAUCAGAAAGUAAAUGUCAUGAAAAUAAAAAUCAUUGCAUUUUUGCACUAUUAAGUACCACUAUCUGUAAUCGGUAUCAAAAAGUACUCAAAUACAAGUACUCGUACUUGGGAUGAAAAACAUGGUAUUGGUGCAUCCCUACCUUCCAGAACAGAGUGUCCUUGACAGCUGGCUUUUUGCUCUGCCUUGAACUGUGACCCUUUCAGAAAAAUAAACACUUGAUUUCCAGCACGAUUGGACAGCAAUUCAUAGCAUAACCCAUUAAGAGAGCUUAGUGAGCCUGAUGGGUGGAACAAGACAAUUUCAAAGCCCAAUUAAAGGCUCCUCCAAAAUACAGUAGAUGAACGUAGCCUUCUUUUAUCCAAAUCUUGAAGACAUUGGCAUCGCUGUGUCAAAUGGAUGAAUAAAACAACCAUUCAUGUUUAAUAUAAUUCAUCUAGAUUAACGCUCUUAUGCCAGAGGGACCCUACACAGCAGUUGUGGUCUCAAUGUCUUGAAGAACUGUGAGCUUUUAAACAACUGUUUCACUAUGGUGACUUUUAGUGUCUCAUGACUGUGCAAAAUCCUGUCUAGGAGCUAGCUCUGUCGUUAAAAACAGUUCACAGGGGAUUAUAUGGGAAUAUUUUGAAGUGAAAGCUUAAACCAUACAGUACUGCCUGAUAUAAGCUAAAGUUCUAGUCAUUCAAACAGAACAGUGUAUUAUUUAUUACUAAUGAGAAGUCUUAUCAUUGCAGGAAAGUGACAGUUUAGUAUUCUGUGGAGUUUGUUGCUAGUAAGUUAAUGGAAUGUUUAUACUUCUUGAAAUAUGAGUUGUAAAUAAAGUGCUAACACUUCUUUUUUUAUUGUUCAUGUACCAUAAUAUGAUUCCUUUUUUACAGUACAAACUAUUAC